CUGUAUUCAAAAACAUGGUAUGUCAAGGUUUUGCAAAACACGCUGUCGUUUUUUAGGUGCCGGCUUCUUUUCAAUAAAACGGUCAAAUACAUCUCAAUUUGUUUGUAAUAAAAUAGACCAGGUGAACUUAUCCAAUUUAACGAUUUUCCGGACGACAGGAUUACACUAAUUUGUACCUGAAAAGCUGUUUACAUUUUGUAUAAACAGAGAAUAUGGCAGAAACUGAGGACUUAGGCUUGGGCUCUGAAGACCAUUUAGAUGGCUUGGAUGAAAACGGAGUAAACGAUGAAGCGUUGCUGAAUGAUACGGAUGGAGAUGGAGGUGGAGCGGACGAUCCCGAAUUGGAAGCUAUCAAAGCUCGUGUGCGUGAAAUGGAAGAGGAGGCCGAGAAAUUGAAACAGCUGCAAAAUGAGGUUGAUAAACAGAUGAACAUGGGGAGUCCGCCUGGAUUAACGAGUCCUUUAAAUAUGUCUUUUGAAGAAAAAAUGGAGGUGGAUAAUCGGAGCAUUUACGUCGGAAAUGUAGACUAUGGUGCGACAGCUGAAGAGUUAGAGCAACAUUUUCAUGGUUGUGGUUCUAUAAAUCGCGUUACUAUUUUGUGUAACAAGUACGAUGGACAUCCCAAAGGAUUUGCUUACAUUGAAUUCGGCGACCGUGAUUCCCUUCAAACUGCCAUGGCGAUGGACGAGUCUAUCUUCAGAGGAAGACAAAUUAAGGUGAUGCCGAAAAGGACCAACCGCCCAGGAGUGUCAUCGACAAAUCGACCUCCGCGUGGAUCUCGUUUUCGAGGAGGUGGACGUGGCGCUAUUACAAGGGGAGGAUAUUAUGGUGGAUUUAGACCUACCCGUAGGCCAAGGUUGGUUAUAAAUUUGAUAUUGAACAUAAAUAUUUUUUACUUUUUUCUCAUAUAACAUGGUUUUCUAUGUGCAGGAGCUACAGACGAGGAGGGUAUUUUGCGCCUUAUUAAUUGGAUAUCUGGUGCAGGUUUUUAUACGUUUAACUGAUUUACAUUCAUUUCCUUACACAACUCCCACAUUUGCCAAAUUGGUUUUUAAAUUUAAAAAAAAGAAAAAACAAGACAAAAAAAAGAAAAAAGAUGGUUGGCGGAUCGAAAUGUCUACGAUAUAGGUUCUAGAUUAAUUCAUAUAGAGUAUUUCAAUAGUUUGAGAGAAAAAAAUUAUUUAAGUAGAAAAUUGAAAUAUUCUAUAUACUUUCAAAAAGAUACUUUGGUGUGAAAGUGUGUGAAUGUCUUAAAAAAUAUUGAUCGAUUCAUAUGUGAAGAGAACUAGUUGGAACUGUUGUGGAAUGUCUACAUUUGUUUCCUUGCCUUUACAAUCCAUUUUAAUGUUAUGUAAGAUUUACAGGUACCAUCAUCCUGUGAUUUCAAGGAUGCGAUUAAUCGUAAUCAUUAAUUUAAAAAAUCAUUAAAAUAUAAGUAAAAAAAAUGUAUUAUUAAAUAAAUUUCUCGUAAUGUA
Messenger RNA from Photinus pyralis (common eastern firefly), 1475 nucleotides. RefSeq names its product polyadenylate-binding protein 2 (gene Pabp2). The coding region runs from base 213 to 911 and encodes 232 amino acids. Gene Ontology annotation, molecular function: RNA binding. The transcript is spliced from 3 exons. The record is from RefSeq and is a predicted model, not a curated record. NCBI's taxonomy places the organism in Eukaryota, Metazoa, Arthropoda, Insecta, Coleoptera, Lampyridae.